UGUGCUCAAAUACAGUACUUUUCUCUGGGAGGUUGGCAGCUGCUGCUUUGUAAAUGCCUUUCUGCCUCUGUCUCUGUUUAUUUUUUAAAUUUCUUUUCUCAGAUACCAAAUCAAGUGCUGGUGGGAAACCAGAAGCUGCAACCUUAAGAAAGUCUCCUGAAUCAUGAAACAGAGUCAGAGGAAAAAAUCCUCCAAAGAGAGGGAAAAACCUCGGCCCUCGUUUGUCGCCAAGUUAUUCAGAGGACGAAAAGAAGAAGCGAAAGCUGAAACCGGCGGCGUCAGUGAGGGAAUCGAGCUGGGAGGAACAGAUGAUUCCCCGCCAGAUGUUCAGACUGCCGGAGGACAGACCACCCCUGAGACAGCAGAACCUCAGCCUCUCGAUUCCAAAAUGGAGUCAGGAUCCAAUCAGAAGAAAAUCGAACAUUUCCUCCAGAAGUUGGGCAAAAGGUUCAGCAACAGAAGCCUGAAUCUGAAUAACUGUGGAUUCACUGCAGUGGACAUAACGGAACUGAUUUCCAUGGUGCCUUUCCUGCCGGACUUGGAGGAGUUGGAUUUGUCUUGGAAUGAAUUUAUAGGGGGGACCCUCCAGCCCCUAGCCCUUCACAUCCGUCACAUCCCCAAGUUAAGAGCCCUUAGGCUGAACAACUGCAGACUGACAGAAGAAGAUGUCUCGGCGUUGGGAAAUGCCCUUGGAGCCACCCCUGACCUAGAAGAACUAAACUUGUCCUGGAACAGUAGCAUAGGAGGAAAUCUACUUCAGAUUUUUCAUAAAUUCCAGGAAAAGAGUAACCUACAGACCCUCAAACUUAUAGAUUGCAACCUCACACCAGAAGAUGGGAGAUCUCUUGGCCAGGCACUGCUCACCCUCCAGAACCUUGAAGUUCUAGAUCUUUCCAUGAACAGAAACAUCGGCAGCGGCAUGGAGAUAAUAGCUCAAGAGCUGAAAAAUGCCCCAGGCCUGAAAGUGUUAAAGUUACAAAUGUGUGGAUUGACCCCAGACAGCAUUCAAGUUUUAGGUGCCACUUUUGGUUACUUGCCAGAGUUAAGAAAGUUGGAUCUCUCGUGCAACAAGAAGGUGAGAGGAGGAUUUAAAGAGUCAACAACUCACCUGGCCAAACUAAAACACCUCCAAGUUCUGGAUCUUCACCAGUGUUGCUUGUCAGAAGAAGACAUAGACUCUCUGACCCAGGUCAUACCGUUGCUCGUGAGUCUCCGGAGCUUGAAUUUAUCGGCGAACAGAAACAUGGGCGGUUCUUUGGAAACCCUUCUCAGCAGGCUCCGUUUUUUACCCGAGUUGAAGACAGUGGUGAUCCACAACUGUGCAUUAGGGAUCGAAUCUCUUGCCGCUCUGGCUGAGGCCUCCGUUCACCUUCCCGCACUGGAGAUAUUUGACCUUUCUUGGAAUAAGUGUGUUGGUGGAAACCUAAAGCUGCUUUGGGAGACAUUAAAGCUUUCAUCCGCCCUUCGGGUGCUGAGACUGAGUAGCUGUAACCUGGAGACUGAGGAUAUGUCGCUCCUAGCAUCCGUAAUCCAAGCCGGCCACUUAGCCAAACUGCAGACAAUGGACCUGAGCUAUAAUGACAACAUCUCCGACGAAGGCUGGGCCACGCUCAGCCAGGCUCUGCUGGCCCUCAGAGAACUGAGCGAGCUGGACGUCAGCCUUUGCCCCUCGGCGUUUCGGCCCGGGGGAGCCUGGUUCAGGCACUUGCUAGAUGGCUUGCCUCAAAUGACCAUGCUCACCCAGUUAGGGAUCCAGCGAUGGGUUCUCCCUGCCCCUCAGGAGGAAAGCCUGGAAUACUUUAACCGAGACCACAAAAGAGAUGUUCACUUUGAGUAUGAUGGGUUUCGGUGAGCUGGUAAAUAAUUAUGGCAUUUGUUAAGUGCUUACUAUGUGCCAGGCACUACUAAACACCGUGGGUGGGGAGGAUAUAAGAAAAUCGGGCUGGACGCCCUGUCCCACAAAGGGCUCACGGUUAUACCCAUCACAUAAA
Messenger RNA from Tachyglossus aculeatus (Australian echidna), 1991 nucleotides. It is a transcript of the gene LRRC31, whose product is annotated as leucine rich repeat containing 31. NCBI's taxonomy places the organism in Eukaryota, Metazoa, Chordata, Mammalia, Monotremata, Tachyglossidae. The transcript is spliced from 9 exons. Gene Ontology annotation, molecular function: protein binding. The record is from RefSeq and is a predicted model, not a curated record. Bases 164 to 1852 code for a protein of 562 amino acids.